CCUGUAGCUGAUGUGUGUGCUGCUAGAUCACAAAUAUUCGGCUUUCACUAAUCUUCACAAACUUCUCUUUAACUUCAGUAUUUUUUCCUCACUUCCACUUUUUUUGGGGUGGGAUUUACCGGUGCAUUUUACAGGUGUUAAGCGGGGCUUAGAGUCCGAGUAACCGUUUGUUUGUCCUCCCGAAGUUCAGUUAGACGAUGAACCAAACUGACUUGCGGAGACUUUUUGCGGCGUGUGAUGGGAAUAGGUCAGGAAGGAUUGAAUUCGAGGAUUUCACCAAUGUUUGUACUGAGCUUAAUGUGCCCGCUGAAGACAUAAGGACUUUGUUUAAGAAGUUCGACCUGGAUGGAGACGGAUACAUCAAUUUCAACGAUUUUUCGUCGAGCUUUCGGGAAGUAUCCGAAGCGUUGAAUCUGGCUUUGUUGGGCAGCAGUUUGCAAAGUCAAAGAAGUGCUUGGGAUGAAUUUGAAAACACGUUAGAUGGAGAUGUGGCCUAUUAUUUGGGAAGGCAGUUGGACUCAUUGAGUGAGUUGUAUGAACAGAUCCACUCCACAUCAGAUGAGCAGCUACUGCAGCAGUAUGAGGAUCUCAUUAAGAGUUUCGUGGCCGAAAGCAGAGAGCACAGAAUGGAGAACGAGCAACUGGAGACCAGUCUCAGGAGGACAGAGGAACUGACCAGCAGUCAGUUUGCAGAGAUGGAGGAGGACCUGCAGCAGCACCUGGCCCGCACAGAGGCAAGAGUUAGAGAAGAGGAGCGAAGGAAAUGUGACGAAUCUGUUGCAGUACUCCAAAUCAAGCAUGAGAAUGAGCUGGCUGACCUGCAUGCUGCGAUAGAGAGUCUCACAAAGGAAUAUCAAGAGCAGUCGAAAUUAACCAGCCCCAGAGAAGAUGCCAUCAGAUUAAGAUCACAGAUUAGAGAUUUAAUGCAGGACAAUGAAGAAUUAAGGAACUCCCUCAUGAAAGCCCAGAUGAACGUCUCCAUUCUCCAGGUGGAGUUGGACAGAUUGAAGAACGCAUUCACUGAGCAAAAUCUUCAACACGAGAGGGAAAGUGAUGAACUGAAAAAAAUGGUGAUUGAAUACCAGUCUUACUCGAGUCAUAUCGAAAUUCUGCAGGAAAUGAACAAGAAGUUGUACGACAGCAAUGAUGGGUUACGCUCUACUCUGACUCAGGAUAACGCCUCUACAAAAAGACGGCUCUCACCCAGAAAUGAAGUUCCUCCGAGGAAGAUGAAGCCGCUUCGACAGAGCACAAUGAACCAGGGCAGUUUCGCAGAGGAGGACACUAUGGUCCUGGUUAAGAAUUGGGCUGAUAGAUAUUUGGAUAGUGGAGUUUCCAUUCAGACUGACACGGAGCCAAUGUCAGCCAGCGAUUAUGACAGUGACGACAGCCAAGAGACGGCACAUCGUAGCUACUCUUAUAUUCCAUCAUCUGAGCUGGAGGUUUCAGACCUGAAAUCUGAAGGUAUGGGAUCUGUAGCUCGUAGCACAGUUGGCUCAAUAACCUCUUCGCUUCGGCGACGACUGUCUGCUUUUCCUGUCAAGCAAACUGAAACUCAGCUUCAUGACACUGAGGAUCUGGCUCCAGUGUACCGUCUGGUGUUAGCUGGGGAUGCUGGGUCAGGAAAAUCCAGCUUCUUACUACGACUGAGUCUCAAUGAAUUCAAAGGAGAUAUACAGACAACUCUUGGUGUUGAUUUUCAAAUGAAGAAGAUGUUGGUUGAUGGUGAGAAAACAAACCUUCAGAUCUGGGACACUGCUGGACAGGAAAGAUUCCGCAGCAUUGCUAGGUCAUAUUUUCGCAAAGCACAUGGAGUGCUGUUGUUGUACGAUGUCACGUCUGAGAGCAGUUUUCUAAACGUCCGUGAAUGGGUGGAACAGAUUCGGGAGUCAACAGAUGAAGACAUCCCCAUGUGUGUGAUCGGGAACAAGGUGGAUUUGAGGGCCGAGAGGCCAGAAGGAAGCUGUGUGACUGCUUUUCAUGGUGAAAAACUUGCUAUGACAUACAAUGCCAUGUUCUGUGAGGCAAGUGCAAAAGAGGGAACAAAUGUUAUAGAGGCAGUUUUACAUUUAGCAAGAGAAGUAAAGAAACACGCAAAGCUGAGACGGCGGUCCCAAUCACAGGUUAAGCUGAGUCUUCACAAUCGAAGGAAGACACUGAACAACUGCUGUGGAGUUUAAGUUUUGCUGGUCAUUACUCUAAAAUGCCCAGAGAUAACAGGUUUACUUGACACAAAUUAGUAUUUUAAAGUCGGUGCUUUAGUAAAGGUACCUUUUUAAUACUGUUUGUAGUGGUAAUUUUACCCCAUGAAGUCAUUCGUCAUUUGAAGAAUUUUUGCAAAAUAAACCUUUUUAUAGAGCUGGUCACUUUUAAGCAAUUUUAAAAAUGUCUUUACUUUGUUUUGUAGUUUAGUUUGUCAAAGUGUUUAAAGCUCACUGAUCAAAUGUAUAACGGUACGUUUGCCUUCAAAUGAUCAAAAUUCAC
This is a messenger RNA of Triplophysa rosa, 2484 nucleotides long. RefSeq names its product ras and EF-hand domain-containing protein (gene rasef2). Gene Ontology annotation, molecular function: GTP binding; GTPase activity; calcium ion binding. The transcript has 17 exons. Bases 198 to 2180 code for a protein of 660 amino acids. NCBI's taxonomy places the organism in Eukaryota, Metazoa, Chordata, Actinopteri, Cypriniformes, Nemacheilidae. The record is from RefSeq and is a predicted model, not a curated record.